This is a messenger RNA of Bombina bombina (fire-bellied toad), 1492 nucleotides long. It is a transcript of the gene P2RX5, whose product is annotated as purinergic receptor P2X 5. The record is from RefSeq and is a predicted model, not a curated record. Gene Ontology annotation, molecular function: extracellularly ATP-gated monoatomic cation channel activity; purinergic nucleotide receptor activity; ATP binding. Bases 116 to 1357 code for a protein of 413 amino acids. NCBI's taxonomy places the organism in Eukaryota, Metazoa, Chordata, Amphibia, Anura, Bombinatoridae. The transcript has 12 exons. Gene Ontology annotation, biological process: response to ATP; monoatomic cation transmembrane transport. Gene Ontology annotation, cellular component: plasma membrane; nuclear inner membrane.
CCGCUCAGUACGGCUCAGGUUACUACUCACAGCGCCUGUGUCUGAAGCAGAGCUGCAUUGCUUUUUCACUGUCUGCCUGAAUCUCUCUCUCUCUGCUGCAAUGUGAGCAGGCAGAAUGGGGCAGGUCGCUUGGAAAGGCUUGUUCCUGUCACUCUUUGACUAUAAGACAGAAAAAUAUGUCAUUGCCAAGAACAAAAAGGUGGGGAUUUUAUUCCGUAUUGUCCAGCUGUCCAUUCUGGCUUAUUUAGUGGGGUGGGUGUUUGUGGUCAAGAAAGGUUAUCAAGAUACAGAUACAUCUGUACAAAGCUCUGUGAUCACCAAGCUUAAGGGAGUUGCUUAUACCAAUACUACUGAACUUGGAGAACGGCUUUGGGAUGUGGUAGAUUAUGUCAUACCUCCACAGGGGGAAAAUGUAUUUUUUGUAGUAACAAACCUGAUUGUCACCCCUAACCAGCGAAUGAGUACAUGUUCUGAGAAUUAUGGAAUCCCUGAUGCUGUGUGCUUCAAAAACAUUGACUGCCCAAAGGGAGAACCAGUUAUAGCUGGCCAUGGUGUUAAAACUGGGCGCUGCUUGAAGACUGGAGAAGUUAACACAACAGGUAUUUGUGAAAUCUUUGCUUGGUGCCCCUUGGAAAAGAGAAAGAGGCCAAAGACACCUUUGUUGGGGAAAGCAGAAAACUUUACAGUUUACAUUAAAAAUUCAGUACGCUUCCCAAAAUUUAAUUUCUCUAAGACUAAUAUACUAGAUACUGAUAAUAAUUCAUUCCUGAAGACGUGUCGCUUUAGUGCAGAAGACCAUUACUGUCCAAUCUUUCGCUUAGGAAGUAUCGUGUCCUGGUCUGGAAGUGAUUUUCAAGAAAUGGCACUUGAGGGUGGAGUGAUUGGAAUUCAGAUAGAAUGGAACUGUGACCUUGAUAGAGAUACAUCUGAAUGCCACCCUUACUAUUCCUUCACACGCCUAGAUAACAAAUUUUCAGAGAAAUCAGUCUCCUCUGGAUAUAAUUUCAGAUUUGCAAAAUAUUACAGAGAUGCUGAUGGCGCAGAUUACAGGACAUUGAUAAAAGCUUACGGCAUUCGCUUUGAUAUUUUAGUUAAUGGAAAGGCUGGGAAAUUUAGUAUCAUUCCAACAAUUAUCAACAUUGGUUCUGGCAUUGCACUAAUGGGCGUAGGAGCUUUCUUUUGUGAUCUUGUUCUACUAUACUUUAUGAAGAAAAGCAACUUCUACAGAAACAAGAAGUUUGAAGAAGUAAAAACUUCUUCCAACAAAACUACAAAAGUAAAAGUCAAUGGGCAGAAGAAGUCACAAAGCCUCGACACACUGGACCAGUUAAAACAUCUACAGAGUAUUGAGACUUAGCCAAUAGCAAACGAGCUUUGCUUUUCAGAAAGUCAGGAAUAAGUACCUAACAAGGAAAAAUCUACAUUAUUCCAGAACCUGGAUCUAGGAUUAAUUGCCAAUAUUAAAAAAAAGAAAACCUGCUUCUUAACUUUA